AUGGAGAACAAAGAGAAGCUUGCAUGGGAUUUGAUUGAAGAGAUACUCUCUCGUGUCUCUCCUAAAUCUCUCGUCCGCUUCAGAAUUGUAUCUAAACAAUGGAACGCUCUUAUCAACGACAAGACGUUCAUCAACAGCCACAAGAAGACGUUUCGAUUCAUCUUAACAACCAAAUCCAAGAUUUAUUCGGCGAGCAUCGAUCCGAAGAUAGAGGUGCGUGAGUUGACUUUAGAUAUUCCAGGUUUAGAAUCUCAGGAACCUAAAAAACUGAUAGAUUGCAAUGGGUUCUUGCUUUGUGUCAUGGAUAAAGGAGCCGUGGUUUGGAACCCUUGGUUAAGACAGACUAGAUGGAUCGAGCCCGAGGUUAACCAACCUAAUUUACAAUUCAAUGGCAUAGGUUAUGAUAAACAUAAUGGUUACAAGACCUUUGCGUCUUAUCGAAAGGAGUUAGAUCCAACCAAGACAUUUUGGAAAUUCCAUGACCUUUCCUCAGAUGCAUGGAAGGACCAAUCUGAUGGUAGUAGUACUCAGGAAGGAGAACGAUGUACUUUUCUCACUUCAAGUGGUGUGACGUUGGAUGGAACUUUGUAUUGGGUUGGUUCUUUUGCGAAAACCCAAUACUUAUACUUGUUCUUCCUACUUCUCCUUGAUUCUUCGACGGACAAAUUCUACAAAUUUUGUGAUCUACCAUGUUUAGAGAAUCAUAAUCAUGAUGCUAUUGUUCUUCAGGUUUUUAGGGGAGAAAGGUUUUCUUUGUUAAAGCAGUGUAGUCUAACAAAGAAGAUUGAGAUUUGGGUGACCAAGAACAAGAUUCAUAAAUGGGGUGGUAGAGAUGUGGAAUGGAUGAGUUUCAUGGAAGUGUCAAUUCCUAGCUUGCCGGAUUUAGUACAGGCUGGAUCCUACUCUCAGCCAAGUUACUUCAUUGACGACAAAAGGCUUGUCGUGUGUUCUUGCGAUGAAACUGGUUGGGCUUGAAUCUAUGUUGUGGGGGAUAAUAAGUUGAUCAGUAAAACCAAAAUAGAUCUUGUGGUUGAUCCUUGGCCUUUGCAUUGUACCUUUUUCCCCAGUUUGGUCUCGGUUCCUCAAUGUCAAAGAGAAUAAGCAGAACUGCAAGUUUAA
Molecule: messenger RNA, 1119 nt
Organism: Eutrema salsugineum
Lineage: Eukaryota; Viridiplantae; Streptophyta; Magnoliopsida; Brassicales; Brassicaceae
Product: putative F-box protein At1g47390
Exons: 1
Molecular function (GO): protein binding
Source: RefSeq, a predicted model, not a curated record